Cetraspora pellucida is the source of this 120-nucleotide messenger RNA. The record is from the annotation of a GenBank genome assembly. NCBI's taxonomy places the organism in Eukaryota, Fungi, Glomeromycota, Glomeromycetes, Diversisporales, Gigasporaceae.
AUGAACCAAGAUACAUUAUGUGCUGAUGUCUACCAAGGUCUUACAGAUACUGUUAAUAAUAAUAAUAAUGAACUAUCUUUAAGUACUCUUGAAUCCACCUUGAUAAAUUUGGAACAAUGA